UGCACUGGCGAACAACGUCCACAUGUUUUCGCAUCUGGAGCAAAAUCGAGGAGUGCUACCAUUGACGUCGAAGGGAGACAUCCACCCUGCGAUCUUGGCUCUAGGACGCAAGUAUUCGAGCGGUGAGGUGACUGGAGCAACCGCAAGGGCAGUGGCGAUGCUGAUGGCGUUCAAGCAGGUCGUCAUGGAUUACUCCACACCUCCGGACAAGAUGCUGAGCUGGGAUCUGGAUAAGAGGCUACGUCCGAUGAUGCAAUACCUGAUAGAUUGCCGACCCCACUCAGUGAGCAUGGGCAAUGCCCAUAAGGUGCGGGAAGUGCUUGCACUUAUUUUGCUGCUGUGCAAGACAGUCAACGUCCUAACUGAUGAACCUCUGACUAAAAACUUGUGCAAGGCGUUGAGGAAUAUCAUCGCCAAGUCGCCCCCUUCUCUGCCGGAGGAAGAGGCCAAAGCGAGCAUCGUUGAUAAGAUCAACGAGUUCAUCAACACGCGGAUUACCCUGGCGGCGAACGAGAUCGCUAAGAACGCCAUCACUAAGAUCAGGGAUGGUGACGUCAUCCUGACAUACGGAAGGUCUUCUUUAGUCGAAAGCGUGUUGGUGGCUGCGCAGCAGGCUAAGCGAGGGUCUUUCAGGGUGAUCAUCGUGGACUCACGCCCUGAAGUGGAAGGUCGCCAGCUUUCCGAAACACUUUCCGCGGAGGGCAUUCCCUGCACAUACGUCCUGCUCACUGCAAUAUCUUACAUCAUGAGGGAGGUGACGAAGGUUUUCAUCGGUGCUUCGGCAAUGAUGUCAAACGGCGCCGUCUUGUCCCGAGUGGGCACGGCAGUCGUGGCGAUGAUGGCGCGGUCGCACAACCUCCCGAUCAUGUUCUGCUGCGAAACCUACAAGGUGCGACUUCUGAUGUUGUGGCUGGCUUCAUGA
Ectocarpus sp. CCAP 1310/34 is the source of this 922-nucleotide messenger RNA. The record is from the annotation of a GenBank genome assembly. Lineage: Eukaryota; Phaeophyceae; Ectocarpales; Ectocarpaceae.